AUGUUUACAAUUAUGAAUUUGCUUGCCAUAAUAGUUCUUUUUAUCGCUGAAAAAUGUCUCGCAGACAAUAUAUAUUUUGUAAUGGAUCUUGAUUUAUCAGUAAGAUCACACAAAUGGGUAAUUACUGAACAUGACUAUAAUGGAAUUCGCUAUUAUAUAUUCAGUCCUUCUUUUGGCUAUGAGAUAGCUGCUAUAGUUUACAAAGGUCAAUAUAUGUUCGUAAGGCCUUCAGUAGAAGUCGUUGCUGCUGUGUUUGUUUAUUACGUCGAAGAUCAAGGUGGAUUGCCAUUAAUUUUGAUUCAUUCUUACGGAUACCAACAUACACCUUUAGUAGAUGCACCUACUUUGGAGGCUGAACGUACUAAUUGCUUAAUAAUUUUCUUGAAUUCCAUUAAAGAAGUUUUGCCAGACAAUAGAUUUGUACAGGAAAGGUUAAAAAAUGUAGACGCAGAUCACGAUCCUUUUCAGGAAUCUAAAACUCUUAAUGGUUUUAUAUUCAGGGUAUACAAAAGUAUAUCAUUCAGGGGCGAAACUCCUAAAUUUAAAGAGAUAUUUAAAUCAACCCGUCCUAGGCCAAGUGUUACUGGUGCUCAACUUUAUCAAAAGGAGGAAAGACCUGGUACUUCCACUGAAACUGCCCAGACUCAAGCUCAGGCAUCUGGAACAUCUCUACAACCCUCACAAUCAGGUGAACCAUCUCAAACGGAACCGGAAGUUGUCGUAAUAAGUGAUUUUAGCGAAUCGGAUUAUGAGGGAUCUGAGUCGGAUUAUGAUGGAUCUGAGACAGAAUCUGGAGAAACUGAAGGAUCUGUAGAAUCUGGAGGAGAAUCUGAAGAAUCUGAAAUGGAAUAUGACAAACCUCCCAAGAGGAGGAAAAAUGAGGAGGAAGAACCUGAACAAUCAGAAACUAUUAUGAUCAGUGACUCUGGUGAAUCGGAUGAGGAAACAUAG
Messenger RNA from Theileria annulata, 951 nucleotides. RefSeq lists its product as uncharacterized. The transcript has a single exon. NCBI's taxonomy places the organism in Eukaryota, Apicomplexa, Aconoidasida, Piroplasmida, Theileriidae. Bases 1 to 951 code for a protein of 316 amino acids. The record is from RefSeq and is a predicted model, not a curated record.